CUUUUCUUUUUAUUUUCUGUCUUUUAUCAGUAGCCUUCUCCUAAAUCCUAAUCACCAGCUAGAAAAAGGAGGAAAGAAAAUAUACAAGAAUCUCUCUGUAUAUGGCAAUGAAAUAAAUGGGAUAUCUUAUUCUAGACAACAAGCACUUUUUAUUAAUGUUAAGGGAGCCACCAAAAUCGCCCAAUGAGCAAACAAGCGCUGGUUUUUGGUGCUCAAUAGCUUGUCUAUCUCUCUUACCUUCUGACAACGCCCUGCUGUUCUUUUUCAACUUUACAUGAGAGAUCCUUUAAGCUAAGCUAAAUUCCAAACUUAAUCACCUCCUCCAUUCUCAUCACCCACCACUCUUUUCUGUUUCUAUCAGUUACUACCUGCUGAUAUUAUAAUUCUCUUCUCUUCUCUUAUCUUCAACUUUUCCAGUACUAACUUUCUGCCAUGGUUAUCACAACCUUCCUCCAUUUUAGCAAAAGCCCACUGUAGUUUCGCAGACAAGACAAAAACCGCUUCUUUUUUCCCACCAAGAAAAGGACUUCAUAGAAAGAUGGGGUGUGGUCUGUCAAAGCAAGAUGAUGAAGACGAUGUUGUGUCCUUGUGUAGAGAAAGGAAACGGCUACUUAAGUUGGCCGUGGAGAGAAGGUAUGCAUUUGCAGAUGCCCAGUUUAAGUAUAAUCAGUCUAUCUAUGCAGUAGCAAUGGCUUUGAGGUUGUUUGUGGCUAGACAUUCUUCUCCAUCUUCACCUUUUCUUAUCACUUUUCCUUCUACUACUUCUGCUAAUGUUGACACCAAGGAGACCUUUCUCACCAACUCAAUGUUUCUUCAACAGAGUCCAACUGAACCCACCAAUGAAACCAUUGCAUGUCAGCCUUCUGAUUCUAAAGUUUCUUUAGCCUCUUCUAAGUUAGAGACGAAAGUACAAGAAAACCAAGAAGCUAAUAAUGAUAAUGGUGAUCAUGAGGAGCAGGAAUCCGGGGAAGAAGAAGAUGAAAGUGAAAGUGAAGAAGGGGAAGGGCUUUGUGAGCACUUUUAUGGCGAGGAUGUUCCGCCUUUGCCAUCACCACAGAGGGAAAUUGGGUGGGAUUUUUUUUACCCAUUUGAUGAGAUGAGAUCAGAUGUUUUUAAUGGGUUUAGUCAAAGCUCAGAAGAGGAUUUGAGGGCUGUGAGAGAGAAAGAAGGGAUUCCAGAGCUGGAAGAGGAUGGAGAGAAAGUAGUGAAUGAGAACGAAACUGCAAAUGUGAAUUGUGAUGUGGGUCAUAAAGAGAAUGGAAUUAUAGAUAUGAGAAAUGAAGAUAAUGCAAAUGUCGUAGGCCAAGGGGAGAGUAAGGGAUUGAGAGUGAUUGAUGAACCCACAAAUGGGAGGGAAUUGCUAAAAGCAUUGAAAGAUAUUGAGGACCAUUUUUUCAGGGUUUAUGAUUCUGGUUUGGAUAUUUCAAGGAUGCUAGAGGCCAACAGAGUACAUUUGCAAUCUGGUUUAGAGGAAAUCAAAGAGAGCUCGAAUAAGCUCAUCAGAUCAAUUACAUGGAGCCGAUCAACUUUAUCUCGGUCUUCCUCCUGUAGAAGUCUCCUUACAUCUAGUUCUACAAGUUCUUCAAUGUGGACAGAAUUCAAGACUGAUCUAUUUGAUGACCAUGGAUUGGAAGCUGGGAGCCAUUCAUUGACUCUAGGGAGGUUAUAUGCUUGGGAGAAGAAGCUCUACCUGGAGGUGAAGGCUGGAGAUCAGACUAGGAAAAUUUAUGAGCGAAAAUGCUCUAUUUUAAGGCACCCUGAUGCUACAGUAGAUGACUUCCCAUCACGGGAUAAAUCUACAACCGAAGUAACAGAAUUACAUUCCAGGAUCUCGGUUGCAAUAAGAAGCGUGGAGUCUAUCUCCAACAGAAUACAGAAAUUGAGAGAUGAAGAGUUGCAGCCACAACUUCUUGAGCUGCUACAUGGCCUAAUGAGAAAUUGGAAGAUAAUGUUGGAAUCACACGAAACUCAAAACCGAGUCAUGCUUGAAGUGAAAUUCUUCAAUUGCCCAGCUUAUGGAAAGUUCUGUAAUGACUCUCACCUACUUGCCACUCUUCAGCUUGAGGCAGAACUUGAUAAUUGGCGUGCCUGCUUUGCUGCAUAUGUGUCUACGCAGAAGGCCUACAUUGAAGCUCUUGGUGGUUGGUUGUCCAAGUUCAUUGCUCCUGAAGUUGAAUUUUAUUCUAGGGGAAAGUCUUCACUCCCACCAUGUAGAAUUAAUGGGCCACCAUUGCUGGUAACCUGUCAUAAUUGGUUAGCUUGGCUGGAAAAACUGCCCGAUAAGGCUGUGACAUAUGCCAUGAAAAGCUUUGCCAAGGAUAUCCAUGCCCUGUGGAAUCAACAAGGAAAAGAGCAACAGCAAAAGAGAAAGGUUGAUGGCCUAGCGAAAGAACUUGACAGGAGGGCUCUGGCAUUCCAAAGAGCAGAGAGGAGGAUCCUUGGAUCUAAGAUUUCAGAGCAAGAAUCAGAAGUCAUCGUCCGUAAUCGCAUUGAAUACUUGGCAGAAGGGAAAAAACUAUUGGAUAUGUUCAGGAAAAGGCUAGACGAAGAGAAGGAAAAGCACCUCAUUAACAUGCAGGAGACCCAGCAAAUCACGGUAAGUGGAUUUCAGACUGGGUUUUCUUCAGUUUUUGAGUCAUUGGCUGAGUUUUCUAAAGCAUCUGUGAAAAUGUAUGCUGAUCUUGUAACAUACAGUGCAAAUGCAAAGACAACAGAGAAAAAUGAUAGCAACCUAUCCCAUGUGGAUGGGUUGUGCUCUAAGGUACCUGCCUGAAAGGAACAGGUGAAAAUGUAGGUAAGGGUUUGGGAAUUUCCAAUCCCUGGUUUCUCAAAGACAAAUAGUGUGUAUAGAGAUUCUGUCAAGCAUUUAUAGCAGGCCCUUGUUUACAUA
Messenger RNA from Hevea brasiliensis (rubber tree), 2890 nucleotides. RefSeq names its product protein ALTERED PHOSPHATE STARVATION RESPONSE 1. The transcript is spliced from 4 exons. The coding region runs from base 539 to 2773 and encodes 744 amino acids. Lineage: Eukaryota; Viridiplantae; Streptophyta; Magnoliopsida; Malpighiales; Euphorbiaceae. The record is from RefSeq and is a predicted model, not a curated record.